This is a messenger RNA of Uloborus diversus, 2559 nucleotides long. It is a transcript of the gene D12, whose product is annotated as YEATS domain-containing protein 2-like. The record is from RefSeq and is a predicted model, not a curated record. NCBI's taxonomy places the organism in Eukaryota, Metazoa, Arthropoda, Arachnida, Araneae, Uloboridae. Gene Ontology annotation, cellular component: NuA4 histone acetyltransferase complex. Gene Ontology annotation, molecular function: histone binding. Gene Ontology annotation, biological process: regulation of transcription by RNA polymerase II; chromatin remodeling.
AUGGCAGCAAAACGUUCUAUACAUCAAGAUCCAGAAUAUGAAGCUAUUACACCAGAAAUUCAAGAAAAAAGAAUAAAAUUAUUAGAAGAUAAUGUGAGGAAACAAACUAAGAAGAAAAUAGAAAGCAUCAUUAAAUCUAAUUUUGAAGAGGAAAUUAUCAAUAAAGAUGCUGAACUUGAUGCAAUUGAUGAAGUGAGUUCAGAAUUUAAAAUAUAUCCAUGUCAUACUAUGUUAGACCGAUUAAGAGCAUGCAUCAUUACAAAAUAUUAUGCAACCUUAGGGCAAGAACAGGUGUCUAAUGACUGCUCAAGUAAUUCAAUUCAUCCAGCUGUCAAGCCGUACCUAGGCAAAACACCAAAACAUGCAAAUGUAAAUUCUUUUGAUUGUUCAAGCUCAUCUGGUAACAUUGAAAACUCUUCAAACGAAGCUCAAUCUCUGGAAGAUGUGCCAUCCACAUUAAAUAAUAUUAUGUUAAGUAAUAUUACUGAAAAAGUGGAUGAUAAUUAUAUUUUGCCUGAUGAUGUUACUUAUCGAGGUCCAAGGUUUAAAACAAAGUGUAAAAUAGUUAUUGGAAACGUUUCCAAAUUCAUUCCUGUAUGGCAAAGGGAGGAAAAUGAUCAAUCCACACACAAAUGGAUGAUCUAUGUGCGUGGUGAUAAGCAUAAUCCUGACAUUGAAGGUUUUGUGAAAAAAGUGCGAUUUCUUCUGCAUCCCAGUUAUAGACCUACUGAUAUUGUUGAAAUCAGUCAUGCUCCAUUUCAUUUAAUAAAAAGAGGCUGGGGUGAAUUCCCAGUUCGAGUCCAACUUCACUUCCAUGAUGCUCGCAACAAGCCUGUUGAUGUUAUCCACAACUUGAAGUUGGAUAAGACAUUCACUGGCUUGCAAACACUUGGUGCUGAAACAGUUGUGGAAUUGUAUUUGUUCAAAUCUGAAGAAAGCAUCAAUAAUGUAAAAAACACCGGUAUGCCACAAAUCCAGAAGGUGUCCAGUAUUGAAACAGAAAACAGUUCUUUAAAAAAUGCUGACUCUUGUCUUUCACAAAAUCAUUUAACUAUAAACGGUCUUUGUGAAAAUAGCCUAGAUACUUCUUCCAAGAAUUUUAAGCUUCCAGUCAAUGAACCUGAAAAUAUUCUGAGGGAAACUGAAGGAACUUGUAAUAGUAAAGUGUCAAGUGUUGAUGCCAGGAACAGUGCACCAACGGAAAGUUUGACAAAUCAAAAUAAUCCUCCUAUACCUAAAAUUAUAAUUUCUGGUUCUUCAGUGAAGAACACUGUGCCAAAUGAUGUAUCAAAAAGUUCAACUGUACCAAAUGGGAUCAGUGCAGCUUUUGUUAAAUGUACUGACUCUGAAGGUAGGGUGUUGUUAGUUCCUCAGUCGUCCUUGCUUCGAAUUAAAUCAGAAAAAUCUGCUGCUCCGAAACUAAAUAACGUGGUUGUUUCCAAUAAUAAUGUUUCCCAGAUCAAGCAACAAUCUAAUAUCCCUCAAACAAAACCAAAUGCAGCUGUACCGUCUUAUAUAUUAAAAGUUGUUCCUAAUAAAGAAAGUGGUCAAAAUCAAGUUCUGUUAAUUCCUAUGACUGAGAAAAAAGUUCAGAACAAUGAAAUAAAUGUUCAAAUUAAGAAAGAUCCUGUUUCUCCUUCAGAAAGUUCGUCUGAAAAACAUACAUUGGAUUUAAAACCAGGCAAGAUUGUAAGAAAACGAUGCUCCUUUUAUAAAGAACUAGAAUUUAUAAAAUUAGAAAAUUAUAAAACUUUUGAAGAGCUAUUGAAACGAGUUUGUUGCUUUUACCCUAUUGUUAAGGAGGGUGUUGACAGAAGUCUCUUCCCACAUUGUGCAGCUUCUCUGGAAGAAUUCCUAAGUUGGAAUAUUGGUAAACAGAGGGCUUCGGAGUGGAAAAGAGCCGGUGCUGUAAGAACUGCAAUUAUAAACCUUCUCAAUAAAAAAACAAGUGCCCAUAUCUCAGUAGAACAUGUGUGGUCUAGAGCUGCUAUUAUGACUUGGUGUCGGAAAAAUGGCUUUGUGCCUAUGACAUCAGAAAAAAUGACCCUAUUACCAGAGCCUAAGUGGUCAGGAAUUGAGCUAUGUUCAUUGACAAAUGCUGAUGAUUUUAUCAGCACCCUUAGAGAAGAAGGAGACUCAAACCUAGUUUUGAGUGAUGAUGAAGAUAUUGAUAUUGUUAACAUUACAGAAAAGAAAACAACAAUAGAAAAAACAAAUACAAGCCAAUCAGCAACUUGUCAUCUACCACAUUUAUCUGAAACAGCAAUUUAUGUGAAAAAAGUAGCAUCUCAGGUUGGAAUUGAUAUUAAACCCAUUGAACUUGAACCAAGAAUAUAUGUCCCUGCUAUUGAAGAAAUGAUAUUGUCUGCUUCCAAAGAGCUUGCUAUGGAUAUUAUUGGAUCUGCUGUGAAUGAAGGUUUUGAGAGAUUAGGAGGAAAAUUUUGUCCGGAAGAAAUUACUGUGUCUGACGUUUAUUCGGCCAUUAAAAAAAUACCGAAGUUUGAUUUCUUAAAUAACAGCUUUUUAGGCAUACCAAAAGAAUCAAAAGAAGAAACUUGA